This is a messenger RNA of Danaus chrysippus (African queen), 465 nucleotides long. NCBI's taxonomy places the organism in Eukaryota, Metazoa, Arthropoda, Insecta, Lepidoptera, Nymphalidae. The record is from the annotation of a GenBank genome assembly.
UUGCUUCCCCCCCGGGGGGCCGCCACCUUGUCGUGGUGGGGGGGCUUGCGUCCUCCAAUGAUCUCCAAGGCUAUAUCGGCAGGUUCUGCCAUACCGGUCAGGCUUGGGAGGGCACAGUGGACGGGACCGAAGGAGGAGGUCAGUCGAAAGACUGAGAGGUUGGUGGGGUCGGCUUUACCGCCGACCGGAGGGGCUUCGGGCCUCUCAACCCGUUAUCUUCUCCUAGGGGGGGACCGGGGGUCUUGGCUUCACCGUCUGGACUACGAGGCUGGCGACCUCAAUAAAAACCGCCACCAAAUCCAAGUUAUGGAAUGUAGAAAACAAAAAAACAGAAAACCCUUAGAUGUUGGUGGGCCUAGCUCGGGCGGAAGAGAGCAAGGAGAUGAGAGGCCUAGCUCAGGCGAAGAAAACGAGCAGGUGCCUAUGGCACCCGAGCAGGUGGAGACUGUCAGUGUGGGCAGAUGA